Messenger RNA from Belonocnema kinseyi, 534 nucleotides. RefSeq lists its product as uncharacterized. The transcript has a single exon. The record is from RefSeq and is a predicted model, not a curated record. Lineage: Eukaryota; Metazoa; Arthropoda; Insecta; Hymenoptera; Cynipidae. The annotation marks the transcript as partial.
AUUGCUGAUACGAAGGAAAGACUUGAUAAAUACUAUGGGAACUCUGCACUUUCAAUUUCAAUGGUUAAGAAGUGGUUUACUGAGUUCCGUUUUGGUCGUACCAGCAUAAGUGACGCCGAACGUUCAGGUCGCUCAAAAGACAUCAUCACGUCAGAAAGCGUCGAUAAAAUCUAUGGAAUGAUAUACGAUAGGAGAGUGAAAGUGCGUGAGGUGGCUGAGGCUGUAGGCAUCUCAACUGAGCGGGCACAUCACGUUUUACAUGAAUAUUUGGACAUGAAAAAACUAUACGCGAGACGGGUGCCGCGCUUGCUCACACUGGACCAUAAGCGCAACCAUGUGACCACUUCAAAGGAGUGUUUGACGAUGUUCAACCGCAAUCCGAACGAGUUUUUGCGCCGUUUCGUAACCGUGGAUACUGAUUUGAAGAAAAAACGACCGCAUUUGUCGAAGGAAAAAGUGCUGUUCCAUCAGGACAGUGCACGAGUGCACACGUGUGUAGUUGCGAUGGCAAAAAUCCAUAAAUUGGGUCACUAA